Messenger RNA from Schizosaccharomyces cryophilus OY26, 1207 nucleotides. Its product is annotated as DASH complex subunit Ask1. The record is from RefSeq and is a predicted model, not a curated record. Gene Ontology annotation, biological process: attachment of spindle microtubules to kinetochore. Lineage: Eukaryota; Fungi; Ascomycota; Schizosaccharomycetes; Schizosaccharomycetales; Schizosaccharomycetaceae. Bases 50 to 973 code for a protein of 307 amino acids. The transcript has 3 exons. Gene Ontology annotation, cellular component: mitotic spindle pole body; DASH complex; mitotic spindle.
CUCACAGCUGUGAGGUUGAAGAGAAGUCUAUUUCGUGAAUGCUUCCUCAAUGAGUCAACUGGAAAGAUUAGAAAGAUUGGAACAGUCAAUUACAUUAGCAUUGUACGAAAUUGAUGCGAAUUUCGCGAAAUGUAACAGAACAGUGUCGACUCGAAUUCUUCCAAUUAUAGAGAAAUAUACUAAGAACUGUAAUAAUAUAUGGGAGUCAUCAAAGUUUUGGAAGCAAUUCUUCGAAACAAGCGCUAGUGUCUCGCUCUCUGGAGUCGAAGAACCAGUCCAAGGGUCUGAAAAACCGAAAGAAGGUUUUGUAUCCUCAGAAUCGAAAUAUACAGACAGCGGUGAUCCAAAAAUCGAGGAAGAUGAGGAGGAUACUGAAACGUUUUAUCAAAACAUUCCUUCGUCUUUCGGGCACGAAGCUUUUGAGCCUCAAGAAGUAAAGGAUGAACAAGUUACUCAGUCUACUCCCAAGAAAGACACAUCCUUUGAAAAUCUUUCUUUAGAAAAUGCGUCUUUAACACCGAUACCCGCGCGUUUGCAAACCCCAGCUCGAAAGAUCGACGAAGCUAAUCUGCAACAUACUGGACGUAGUGCUUUGUUGCACAGAGUACUGGACACGAACUGGCACGUCCAGGUAACUCCUCACGAGAAGAAGAAGUAUGAAGACAUGGACAUUGAUUCUUCUCCUCUCAUGUCUCCUUCUCCAAUUGCCAUGAAGAUGGAGACCAUCUCAGCACCCGGAGAUAGAACAUCAAAAUCCGCUUUGUCUAUGUUUUCGGAAUUCGAGCACGAAAGCAACGAUAGCCUUAUGCCAAAUGGAAUGUCGCCCCCCAAAACUAUUCAGUUCAGUCCUCAUUCUUUAGGCGACUCCUUCAAUCGUACUGAUGGUGAGCGAAGUCUUUCUUUGCAAAGGAAAUUCGAUGCUUUAAAUGAUUCCAAUGAAAAUAUGAUAAAAGAGGAGAGUUGGGAACUUUAGAAAAUUUCCCGUUUCCUUUGUACCUUUUUAUUUUCUUGUUCACUACUCUGUACUCUAUUUGAUGAAUAUUCUGAUUAUUCUUAUUUUUUUAUCGACUUUUGUUUGUUUUUCCUCUAUUUGUUUACUUGUUUGUUUAUAACUUAGCAUAUCGCAAAGACGCUUCAUUAUAUAAGAUUGUGGUUCCUGCUACCAAGUCCAAAGAAGUCAGUAGAAGUACAGAAAGAAGGAUCUGGG